Molecule: messenger RNA, 2363 nt
Organism: Trichoderma virens Gv29-8
Lineage: Eukaryota; Fungi; Ascomycota; Sordariomycetes; Hypocreales; Hypocreaceae
Product: glycoside hydrolase family 3 protein
Exons: 3
Coding region: 1-2232 (743 amino acids)
Biological process (GO): glucan catabolic process
Molecular function (GO): beta-glucosidase activity
Source: RefSeq, a predicted model, not a curated record
AUGCGUUACGAAACCGCGGCAGCUCUGGCAAUUGCCACCGCGCCCUUUGUUAGGGCAGACAGUUACUCAAAAGCAGGAGUCUCGGAACGCGCAGUAGUCCCUCCUGCAGGUACUCCCUGGGGUGUUGCGUACGGCAAGGCAAAGACAGCAUUAGCACAGCUCACUCUUCAAGAUAAGGUCGGCAUCGUGACUGGAGUGGGUUGGAAUAACGGACCUUGCGUUGGAAAUACGUCUCCAGUCUCCAAGAUUGGUUAUCCAUCUCUAUGUCUUCAAGACGGACCCCUCGGCGUUCGGUUCUCAUCCGGCAGCACAGCAUUUACACCGGGUGUUCAAGCCGCCUCAACGUGGGAUCUAAAUCUAAUCAAUCAACGUGGACAAUUUAUUGGACAAGAGGUUAGGGAUACGGGAAUUCACGUCACCCUCGGUCCCGUAGCCGGACCGCUGGGAAAGACGCCCCAGGGAGGUCGCAACUGGGAAGGUUUCAGUCCUGACCCAUAUCUCACUGGAUUGGCCAUGGCUCAGACGAUCAAUGGCAUCCAGUCGGUGGGAGUGCAGGCGACGGCCAAACACUACAUCCUCAAUGAGCAGGAACGCAACCGAGAGUCAAUGUCGAGCAACGCCGACGACCGCACUCUCCACGAGCUUUAUGCCUGGCCUUUUGCCGACGCGGUGCAGGCCAAUGUUGCCUCUGUCAUGUGCUCCUACAACAAGCUCAACACGACUUGGGCGUGCGAGGAUCAGUACACGCUGCAAACUCUGUUGAAAGACCAGCUGGGGUUCCCGGGAUACGUCAUGACUGAUUGGAAUGCACAGCACAGCACUGUGCAGAGCGCUAUUGCGGGUCUCGAUAUGUCAAUGCCCGGCACUGACUUCAACGGCAACAACAGGUACUGGGGCCCGGCUCUCACCACUGCGGUCAACAACAACCAGGUGCCCACCAGCAGAGUUGACGAUAUGGUGACACGUAUCCUCGCUGCGUGGUACCUGGCAGGCCAAGACAAGGCAGGCUACCCGUCAUUGAGCCUCAGUAGGAACGUUCAAGGGAGCCACAAGUCCAACGUGAGAGCAAUUGCCAGAGACGGCAUUGUUCUCCUCAAGAAUGACGCCAGCAUCCUGCCAUUGAAGAAGCCUGCGAGUAUUGCCGUCAUCGGGUCGGCCGCCAUCAUUGGUAACCACGCCAGCAAUGCAGGUUCGUGUGGCGAUAAGGGCUGCAACAAUGGUGCUUUGGGCAUGGGCUGGGGCUCUGGCGCCGUCAACUACCCUUAUUUCGUAGCGCCCUAUGAUGCCAUCAAUACCAGGGCCACUUCCCAGGGCACCAAGGUUACCUUGAGCAACACAGACAACACGUCCUCGGGCGCAUCUGCAGCAAGCGGAAAGGAUGUCGCUAUUGUCUUCAUCACUGCCGACUCGGGCGAAGGCUACAUCACUGUGGAGGGCAACGCUGGUGACCGCAACGACUUGAACGCCUGGCACAACGGAAACGCUCUGGUUCAGGCAGUGGCAGGGUCCAACAGCAAUGUCAUCGUCGUCGUUCACUCUGUGGGAGCCAUCAACCUAGAGCCGAUCCUCGCUUUGUCCCAGGUCAAGGCCGUUGUCUGGGCUGGUCUGCCAUCGCAGGAGAGCGGCAAUGCGCUUGUUGACAUUCUGUGGGGAGAUGUCAGUCCCUCUGGCAAGCUGGUGUACACUAUUGCCAAGAGUCCAAACGACUACAACACGCGCAUCGUUUCUGGCGAUGACAACUUUAGCGAGGGACUCUUUAUCGACUACAAACACUUUGAUGACGCAGGCAUCACGCCUCGGUACGAGUUUGGUUUUGGAUUGUCUUACACCAAGUUCAACUACUCCCGCCUCUCUGUCUUGUCCACUGCAAAAUCUGGUCCUGCGACUGGUGCAGUAGUACCUGGAGGCCCGAGUGAUCUUUUCCAGAAUGUCGCGACCAUUACCGUGGAUAUCGUGAAUUCCGGCCAAGUGACUGGCGCCGAAGUUGCUCAGCUGUACCUCACUUACCCAUCUUCAGCGCCCAGAACACCUCCUAAGCAACUGCGUGGCUUUGCGAAGCUGAACCUGACGCCAGGCCAGACUGGAACGGCGACAUUCAACAUUCGAAGACGCGAUCUGAGCUACUGGGACUCGAGCUCGCAGAAGUGGGUGGUGCCAUCGGGAUCGUUUGGCGUCAGCGUAGGAGCGAGCAGCAGGGAUAUCAGACUUACGGGCAGUCUGUCGGUUGCUUGAGGGCGAAUAUUGUAGAACUGCAGCGGAGAGUUAGCGAGGCAUCUCCACUGUAGUAUAGUAGUAGAUACUGUAUAUUGUCGGAAGGGAAAUUCCGCAUGUACCGAAAAAAAUUGGAACAAGCAAGAAAUUUG